This is a messenger RNA of Cydia strobilella, 7493 nucleotides long. It is a transcript of the gene polybromo, whose product is annotated as protein polybromo-1. The coding region runs from base 217 to 7482 and encodes 2421 amino acids. Gene Ontology annotation, molecular function: protein binding; chromatin binding. Gene Ontology annotation, biological process: transcription elongation by RNA polymerase II; chromatin remodeling. NCBI's taxonomy places the organism in Eukaryota, Metazoa, Arthropoda, Insecta, Lepidoptera, Tortricidae. The transcript is spliced from 33 exons. Gene Ontology annotation, cellular component: SWI/SNF complex; RSC-type complex. The record is from RefSeq and is a predicted model, not a curated record.
AAUGGCCGGACGACGCUUGUUGUGAAUUUUCUAAAUGUAUAAUUUAUAUUCCAGAGUAUUUCGUGUAAUUCAACGAAAUACUUAAAUUUUUUACGCAUAAAUUCGUAACAUGUUAUAACUUAAAACAAUGUAACUUUGACAAGUCGCGGUUGCUUAAGAUCAGUUGUUAUACGAUUCGGUGCAGUGGAUUUUGGAUUAGCUUGGUAUAGAUUGAAAAUGAGUAAAAGACGUCGGGCUUCGUCGGGGGCCAGCCGUGGAGCUGACGGAGACGAUAGUGAUGAUGGAGUAGAACAUACUCCUGGGCCUCCGCCUUCGCGUAAAAAGAAAAAGCUGGAUCCAAGUGAGAUGUGCCAACAACUAUAUGACACCAUCAGAGGUUUCAAGAAGGAUGAUGGUACAUUACUUUGUGAUUCCUUUAUCCGAGCACCCAAAAGACGUCAAGAGCCGCAGUAUUAUGAAGUAGUGUCGCAGCCUAUUGACUUGUUAAGGGUGCAGCAAAAGCUCAAAAUGGAUAAUUACGAAGACCUGGAUGAGCUGUCGGCAGACAUUGAGUUGCUUGUGAACAAUGCUAAGGCUUUUUACAAGCCCGACACUGUGGAGUACAAGGAUGCUAUUGAGCUGUGGAAGCUGUAUACACAGACCAAACAUGCUUUGGAAAAUGGUGAAGAGGUGAAACCACCGAGAGUGUCCCGCACUGGUUCUCUGUCCCGGCGGUCUGAUGUAGCCGAGGAUCUCUCUGAAACAUCCACCAAUAAUGAGGAAGACAACAUAUUUGAAGAGCUAUUUAGUGCUGUCAUGACAGCAAACUCCGAAGGCCGCUCCCUCUACACUGCCUUCCAAUUCCUACCAUCCAAGCGGCGCUACCCCGAGUACUACCGCGUCAUAGACAGCCCUAUAGACCUAAAGACCAUCGCGCAGAAGAUACAGGCCGGAGAGUAUACCAACCUGAAUGAGAUGGAGAAGGAUUUGCUGCUGAUGGUCAGGAAUGCGUGUCAUUUUAAUGAGCCGGGGAGCAGUAUUUAUAAGGAUGCUAAAGCUUUGAAAAAGAUAAUUCAAGUUCGCAAACAAGAAUUGGAACAGCACCACAGCCGCAGCGGUCCCGCAAAGACCUCAGAACGAAUCCGCAGCAAAAGAACUUCCCGCAUUGGUCCCGUCCCGUCCAGCAGUGCUCUGGCCAUUAUGGACCCGCCGGGCUCUGAUACUGAAGUUGUCAAGCACUCGGAAGACAGCGCUGUCGAAAGUGAUGAUGAAAAAGGUGAAAAUGAAGAUUCACCGCAGUGGAAACUCCUUGAAACCAUCAAGAGUCUGACGGGACCUAAUGGCACACCAAUGACCGAAUCCUUCUGGAAGCUUCCAUCUCGCCGCGCCUACCCCGACUACUACAAAGAAAUCAAGAACCCUGUGUCCCUCAACCAAAUCAAGAAUAAGAUCAGGAAAGGGGCCUACGGGACUCUGUCAGAGGUGGCGGGCGAUAUGAACAUCAUGUUUGAGAACGCGAAGCAAUAUAACCAGCCCACGUCUCGGUUGUAUAAAGAUGCCGCGAAAUUACAGAGGAUAAUGCAGCAGAGGGUCCAAGAGCUACUGGACAUCGUGCAGAGUUCUUCGAGUGAUGACGAGAGCUUGUCCUCUGUAAAGAACCAAGCUCAGGUCACCACGCCCAGACCGAGAGGUCGUCCCCGCGUCAACCCGGUCCCCACCACACCCGCGUCCACCCCCUCCCUCCCCAAAUCCAACGUCCCCCUCAAGAAGAAGCUCCACUUCAUCGCCAAACACCUGAUCGACUUCACAUGCCCUGAUGGAAGGCAGCCGAUGCUGCUGUUCAUGGAGAAGCCGAGCAAGAAGUUGUAUCCAGAGUAUUAUAAUGUUAUCGAUCGGCCCAUCGAUAUGAUCACUAUUGAAGCUAAUAUUAAGAACGACCGCUACAACAGCAUAGAAGAGAUGAUAUCCGACUUCCGACUGAUGUUCUCCAACUGCCGCCAGUUCAACGAGGAGGGCUCCAUGAUCUAUGACGACGCCAGCCGUCUAGAGCGCGUUAUGAAUGAGAAACUUAAAGAACUUAACUCUAAUUAUGAGAAGAAGCCGCCUGUGAAUAAGGUUCCUAAGACUCCUAAGUCAAGACAGUUGUCACCGUUAGAGCAAAAGUUGAGGACUCUGUAUGAUGCUAUCCGGGACUAUAGGAUCCCAAAAGCCAAACGCCAACUCGCCCUAAUUUUCAUGAAGCUCCCAAGCAAAUCCGAAUACCCCGACUACUACGAGCUCAUCAAGAACCCCAUAGACAUGGAGAAAAUCGCACACAAGCUCAAGAAUAACAUUUACAACUCCGUCAACGAACUGGCUUCGGACUUCAUGCUCAUGUUAGACAAUGCUUGCAAAUAUAAUGAACCGGACUCGCAGAUUUAUAAGGACGCAUUGAUAUUGCAGCGGGUUUGCUUGCAGACCAAACAAAUGCUAAGGGAAGACGAUGAUGCGCCUCCUGAUGUGCCGGCAGCGGUGCAAGAACUACUCCUGAACCUAUUCACGUCGGUGUACAACCAUCAGGAUGAAGAGGGCAGGUGCUAUUCAGACAGUAUGGCCGAACUACCGGAGCACGACGAGAACAACGGCGUCCGCGUUCGCGGCAUCUCUCUCGACCUUGUCAAGCGGCGGCUGGACCGAGGACUGUACCGCCGGCUUGACCACUUCCAACAAGACAUGUUCGCCGUCUUUGAAAGAGCCCGCCGCCUAUCGCGAACAGACAGCCAAAUCUUCGAAGACUCCAUUGAACUGCAAACCUUCUUCAUCAUCCACCGCGACCAGCUCUGCAAGGACACGCUGACGUCACCCGCGCUGUCCUUCACUAAAGACAUACUCACCACCAGCGUGGAGUUACUCAAGCAGUGCAAGAUGCUACAGGAGAAUGAUGAGGAGGAGGAUACCAGGUCAAGCACAGACGAGUCAAUGCCACCAGGCGCCCCUCAGCCGCAAACGAAAUACGACAAGGGCGACUUCCUGUACGUGCAGCCCGACAAGACCAACAAGGAGCCCGCCAUCGUGCAGGCCGUGCGCAUCUGGACCAAUAGCGACGCGGUGCCCAUGAUGUAUGCCAACGUUUACUUUCGGCCUCACGAGACGUACCACGUGCGUACACGCAAGUUCCUCCAGCAAGAAGUCUUCAAAACGGAAACCUUCCGCAACAUCCCGCUUGACCAGAUCGCUGGCCAUUGCUACGUCAUGAACGUCAAGGAGUACUUCAAGUACCGACCCGAAGGUUACGCCGACAAGGACGUAUACGUGUGCGAAAGCCGUUACAACUCCAAACACCGCUGGUUCAAAAAGAUCAAGGUGUGGGAGGGAGCCGAAAAAGAAGCGACGCUUGUGCCAAGAGAGGUACCCCUCGAGCCCAACCGGACGGUGUCCGUGUUCCGCGAACGUGUCGAGAAGCAUAAGGAUGAACUGGCGGAAUUGGAGGUGCUAGAAAACGUGCAGGAAAAAGAGAGACCCGACGUGGUGAUGUACAAUCCACUUGGCACCGACGAUGAGAACACCUACUACGAGCAAUACAACACAGUUUGCUCCGGCGUCAUCAAGACCGGCGACUACGUUUACGUAGUCACGGACGGCGGCAAGCAGAUGAUCGCGCAGGUCGACACCAUCUGGGAGACCGGCGACAACAAAUGCUAUUUCCGUGGGCCGUUCCUCAUCUUUCCUGCAGACGUAGUCAACAUCAUCAACAAACCAUUCUACAAGCAAGAGGUGCUCCUGACGACCAUGCACGACACCAGCCCACUUGUGGGCAUCGUGGGAAAGUGCGCAGUGCUCGACUACGAUGAUUACCUCAAAUGCCGGCCGACGGAGAUCUCCGAGAACGACGUGUUCGUAUGCGAGUCGCUGUACGACGAGUCGAACAGAAUCGCGCGCAAGUUGACCGCGGGGCUUCGCAAGUUUGAGCACACCAAAGAUGUCACUGUUGAUGAGAUGUACAAGUUCCCCCGGCUGCGCGGGCCGCCGGCGCUGGCGGCGCCGCAGGAGGUGCACGCCUUCACGCACAAGCAGCCCGCCUACACCGCCGUGCACCUAGACUCCAUGGACACGAAGCCGCAGUUCACGAAUCUCAUCAAUACUACGAUCGGUCAAGACGUGGAGAUGUUGCUCGAGAACUCACUUGAUGAGUCGUCACUAGCGUCACCAGCUACGCCGCUCUCUGGGGGAGGUAACAGCAACCCCUACAACCCGUCGAUCGCGUCCAACCAGGAGCGCACCCCAGUAGCAACUACCCCGGCUACAGGCAAGAAGAAGAAGGAGUCCAAACAGAAGAUCGUCACCGGCUACAUUCUCUACUCCAGCGAGAUCCGCAAGGCUAUCAUUGCCAACAAUCCGGAGGCGACUUUCGGCGAGAUCUCCCGCAUAGUUGGCAACGAGUGGCGCUCGCUACCCGCAGCCACCAAACAGAGCUGGGAGGAGCGUGCAGCCAGAUGCAACGAGGAAACUUCAGCUAAGCUAGCCGAGGAGAUGCGGGAGCUGGCACAGCAUGGCGGGACACAACCAGCACCAAUCGUGGAGCUCACGUACGAAUGUUGCUUUGAGUCUUGCGACUACCAGUUUGAGGACUUAGCCGACUGCAUGGAGCAUUGCAUCGGGGAUGGUGGGAACAUGAUUGGAACAUUCAUUGAGACGAAGAAGGCUAAAUUAGAACCGGGCCACGUGCAGACCCACUACCGCGGACACGCGGGAGACUUCCCCUGCGUGUGGCGGAACUGCGCAAGAGUGCGAAAGGGACAGGCGCCCUUCCCGAAUCUACCUCGCCUGCUCCGACACGUCAGGGACCUGCAUGUCAACAAGGGCAACGGGCGGGCUAUCGCUCCUCACGAGCGCUCCAGAAACUAUAUACCUUCGUCGAAGAAGCCACCGCCGACUAAGACGUACACCAACAGCUUCAGAGGCGGCGUGAUGUCGCCUGGAGCAUCUUUGUCCGGCAUGUCGCCAUUAGCCCGCAACACGCCGUCCCCCGGCGGGGAGUCGGUGCCGGCGCGCGCGGCGCCGGGCGGGCUGGAGCCGCUGUUCGUGGCGGCGCCGCCCAAGGCGCAGCGCGUGCAGCACUCGGAGGCCUACAUCAGGUACCGACUAUCCCGUCCUACCCUACAUACAUUAGCCCGCAACACGCCGUCCCCCGGCGGGGAGUCGGUGCCGGCGCGCGCGGCGCCGGGCGGGCUGGAGCCGCUGUUCGUGGCGGCGCCGCCCAAGGCGCAGCGCGUGCAGCACUCGGAGGCCUACAUCAGGUACCGACUAUCCCGUCCUACCCUACAUACAUUAGCCCGCAACACGCCGUCCCCCGGCGGGGAGUCGGUGCCGGCGCGCGCGGCGCCGGGCGGGCUGGAGCCGCUGUUCGUGGCGGCGCCGCCCAAGGCGCAGCGCGUGCAGCACUCGGAGGCCUACAUCAGGUACCGACUAUCCCGUCCUACCCUACAUACAUUAGCCCGCAACACGCCGUCCCCCGGCGGGGAGUCGGUGCCGGCGCGCGCGGCGCCGGGCGGGCUGGAGCCGCUGUUCGUGGCGGCGCCGCCCAAGGCGCAGCGCGUGCAGCACUCGGAGGCCUACAUCAGGUACCGACUAUCCCGUCCUACCCUACAUACAUUAGCCCGCAACACGCCGUCCCCCGGCGGGGAGUCGGUGCCGGCGCGCGCGGCGCCGGGCGGGCUGGAGCCGCUGUUCGUGGCGGCGCCGCCCAAGGCGCAGCGCGUGCAGCACUCGGAGGCCUACAUCAGGUACCGACUAUCCCGUCCUACCCUACAUACAUUAGCCCGCAACACGCCGUCCCCCGGCGGGGAGUCGGUGCCGGCGCGCGCGGCGCCGGGCGGGCUGGAGCCGCUGUUCGUGGCGCCGCCGCCCAAGGCGCAGCGCGUGCAGCACUCGGAGGCCUACAUCAGGUACCGACUAUCCCGUCCUACCCUACAUACAUUAGCCCGCAACACGCCGUCCCCCGGCGGGGAGUCGGUGCCGGCGCGCGCGGCGCCGGGCGGGCUGGAGCCGCUGUUCGUGGCGGCGCCGCCCAAGGCGCAGCGCGUGCAGCACUCGGAGGCCUACAUCAGGUACCGACUAUCCCGUCCUACCCUACAUACAUUAGCCCGCAACACGCCGUCCCCCGGCGGGGAGUCGGUGCCGGCGCGCGCGGCGCCGGGCGGGCUGGAGCCGCUGUUCGUGGCGGCGCCGCCCAAGGCGCAGCGCGUGCAGCACUCGGAGGCCUACAUCAGGUACCGACUAUCCCGUCCUACCCUACAUACAUUAGCCCGCAACACGCCGUCCCCCGGCGGGGAGUCGGUGCCGGCGCGCGCGGCGCCGGGCGGGCUGGAGCCGCUGUUCGUGGCGGCGCCGCCCAAGGCGCAGCGCGUGCAGCACUCGGAGGCCUACAUCAGGUACCGACUAUCCCGUCCUACCCUACAUACAUUAGCCCGCAACACGCCGUCCCCCGGCGGGGAGUCGGUGCCGGCGCGCGCGGCGCCGGGCGGGCUGGAGCCGCUGUUCGUGGCGGCGCCGCCCAAGGCGCAGCGCGUGCAGCACUCGGAGGCCUACAUCAGGUACCGACUAUCCCGUCCUACCCUACAUACAUUAGCCCGCAACACGCCGUCCCCCGGCGGGGAGUCGGUGCCGGCGCGCGCGGCGCCGGGCGGGCUGGAGCCGCUGUUCGUGGCGGCGCCGCCCAAGGCGCAGCGCGUGCAGCACUCGGAGGCCUACAUCAGGUACCGACUAUCCCGUCCUACCCUACAUACAUUAGCCCGCAACACGCCGUCCCCCGGCGGGGAGUCGGUGCCGGCGCGCGCGGCGCCGGGCGGGCUGGAGCCGCUGUUCGUGGCGGCGCCGCCCAAGGCGCAGCGCGUGCAGCACUCGGAGGCCUACAUCAGGUACCGACUAUCCCGUCCUACCCUACAUACAUUAGCCCGCAACACGCCGUCCCCCGGCGGGGAGUCGGUGCCGGCGCGCGCGGCGCCGGGCGGGCUGGAGCCGCUGUUCGUGGCGGCGCCGCCCAAGGCGCAGCGCGUGCAGCACUCGGAGGCCUACAUCAGGUACCGACUAUCCCGUCCUACCCUACAUACAUUAGCCCGCAACACGCCGUCCCCCGGCGGGGAGUCGGUGCCGGCGCGCGCGGCGCCGGGCGGGCUGGAGCCGCUGUUCGUGGCGGCGCCGCCCAAGGCGCAGCGCGUGCAGCACUCGGAGGCCUACAUCAGAUACAUCGAAGGCCUCCACUCCGAGCAAAAAUACAUCACUCCCUGGGAAAAGUCCCUCACCCCCAUGCCCAUCAACCCGGACCCGUCCCACUUCAACAUGCACAAGAUACCCGCCCACUGGAUGACAGAAGACUCCAUCAACGGCUACCUGUCCCAAGACAAGACACUCUCGGAAACUGACAUUCAUAAGAUGGAUAAUAGCGCCAAGAUACUGAAGGGGCUGUGCGCGCUAAGGGACUUUAUGAUGAAAGAUGCGCUGUGCAUUUAUAAGAAUCAUCUUUGAUAUAAGAAGCA